AUGGCGCAAGAACCGCCACGGGUGGUGCAGCCUGGUCUGCUCAACAACCGAUUCCCGGUCAUUGACACAGAUCCACACUGGCGACGAGCCUUCCGCUACGCACGAACCGAAGACUGGACCUUUGGCGCCGGCAUGGCAGCUGUCGGCCCUGCCCUCAUGGCAGUCACAGAGCGAUUCGCACCUUCAUUCGCGGGUCGAGGUGCCUACCCUCCCAUCUUCCGACUCAGUAUCGCUAUUGGUGCGGUUGCGGGGUUGGGGCUGGUCUAUGAGCGGAGUUGCUGUACGUUCACUACGACCGGGCUAUAUACGAGAGUGCUGCAGGAAUGGGAUGCUGACGAAAGUGAUGCAGUGCGAUUCAUCGGCAUGAACGAGAACGCGCGGGAGGUCGAGAUGGAUAUGCGCGAGAUGGUGGAUAAAGUCAAGAAGGGCGAGCCGUUGUAUGGCCACUCGACGCUCACGCCGCAUAUGCAGGGCAUUGCAGCCAGGAAUUCGCGGUAUUCGUCGUUGUGGACGCAUAUAAUGCCGUGGGCGAACUUCACGAAUCAUAAUCAGCAUGGUGUCGAUACGGCAAAAUACUACCAGCAAGCGGAACGGGAAUUGGAGGCUGAGAAGGCUGGCUCGCCUGUUCGGAUAUCGCCUAACCUCUUAAUCACCAACGAUCCGGAUAUGAUCAGGGCCAUGACGGCACCACGAUCAAAAUUCCGUCGAGGCCAUUGGUAUCGAGGCAUGGGAUUGGAUCCGAGAAUCAACAACACUCUGUCGGAGCUGGACGAGCGGCGACAUGCUGAGCUCCGAACAAAGCUCUUACCAGGUUACACUGGCAAAGAUGUGCCAACGCUAGAAGCCAGAAUUGACGGGCGGGUGUUGGAGCUGGUUGGUGUUAUGCAGCACUAUGCCACCACUCAGAGGAAGGUCGACUUUGCCCAUGUGUCGCAAUACCUGGCUCUGGAUAUUCUGACAGAACUCGUUUACGGACAACCGUUCGGUUUCCUGAGAGAGGAGAAGGAUUUGUUUCAGUACAUCUCCAAGAGUGCAAGCUUCUUACCUGUGAUGGAGCUUGGAACGAAUCAUCCAUGUAUUCACAGCCUGCUUACCAGUAGAUUGCUUGCCAACAUGGCCGGACCCAAGCCGACGGACAAGACAGGUCUUGGAGCUGUGAUAGGUGUUGCAAAGCGCGUGAUAGCGGCCCGAAUCGAAGGGAAGGCAGACUUGGGUAAGGAUCGAGACAUGCUCGACUCUUUUCUGGAGCGUGGACUCACUCAAGUCGAGGCCGAGAGCGAGUCAUUGCUGCAAAUACUGGCAGGAGCGGACUCUGCAGCCACCUGCAUCCGGAUGACUCUGCUAUUUCUUCUCACAAAUCCUGUGGCAUACAGGAAGCUGAAGGGUGAAAUUAUGCAGCGAGUCGACGAAGGGAGGAUAUCGUUCCCAGUCGUGUCAAACAGCGAAGCGGCUGACAUGCCAUACCUGCGAGCGUGUAUCAAAGAAAGUCUGCGUCUGUGGGUGCCCUUGAACGGAUUGAAUACAAAAGUCGCACCCGAGGAAGGUGCCACCGUUAACGGCGUACAUAUUCCGGGAGGAACAGAAGUUGCCCAUGCUCACCACAGCAUGAUGAGAAGGCGCGAUAUAUUUGGACCGAGUGCUGACAGGUUCUUGCCGGAACGAUGGCUUGAUGAGGCUGACCGGGACAUGCUGAGGCGGCAGGAGCGAACAUGGGAAUUGUCGUUCAGCUACGGGCGUUUCGAGUGUUUAGGCAAGUCGAUCGCGAUGAUGGAGCUAAAUAAGGUCUUUGUCGAGCUACUUCGUCGUUUCGACUUCGGGCUCGGGAACAGCACGAAGCCGAUCACGACCAAGUGUUAUCAGAUUCACAUCCAGGAAAACAUGUGGGUGUAUGUCCGUCCAUCGGACACUGGUUGGAAGUCAUAG
Molecule: messenger RNA, 1923 nt
Organism: Cyphellophora attinorum
Lineage: Eukaryota; Fungi; Ascomycota; Eurotiomycetes; Chaetothyriales; Cyphellophoraceae
Product: NADH-ubiquinone oxido 20.9 kDa subunit
Exons: 7
Coding region: 1-1923 (640 amino acids)
Molecular function (GO): oxidoreductase activity, acting on paired donors, with incorporation or reduction of molecular oxygen; iron ion binding; heme binding
Source: RefSeq, a predicted model, not a curated record